Molecule: messenger RNA, 640 nt
Organism: Haliotis rufescens (red abalone)
Lineage: Eukaryota; Metazoa; Mollusca; Gastropoda; Lepetellida; Haliotidae
Exons: 4
Coding region: 53-460 (135 amino acids)
Source: RefSeq, a predicted model, not a curated record
AAAGCUGGUUGAUGUUCUGUAAAGGCAACUAUGGAAACGCCAAACAAAUAGGAUGCCACUUCUGUAUAAAGAUCCAGCGGUUCCCGACACAAGAUCACUCCGCUCCGACACUGAUCCAGAACUGAUCCAACCACCAGCCACAAUGACCAUGAAGUGUGUUCUUCUUGCUGUUUGCGCACUGGCUGUACUUGUCACCUACUGCCAUGCUGCUUGUGUCAGUGCUCCUGAGUGUGGUGCCAGUACCACCUGCGCGGAGGCUCUCACCUUCAAGACAUGUGUUCUAACUGAGUACAACAAGUGCGCAACGGACGGCACAGAAGAUGCAGCUAGACUUACUCUCUAUGGCGUUUACGAACCCGCCUCUGUCACCUACAGCGCUGUGUGUGGUGCUGAGGCUAUUGCUUUCUCAGUGGUGACUGGAGUCAUCGCGGUCAUCGCCUCCUUCAUGUUUUCUAAGUGAACACCCUCCCCCUCCUUCCCCUCCUCCACCGACAACGUCCUCCCUUCCUCCACCAACAAUGUCCUGCCCUCCUCAUCACGUCAAACAUGCAAUGACUGAUGCCCGAGCAUUGGAGUCCAGUGUGUCUGUGGCAUCAUGAACAUGUGUCGUGGAUUUAUGUUAAUAAAUCAACCGAUCGCA